AUGGCUGACUGGAAAGAAACAAACACCCAUAUCCGCAUCCUCCGCGAUGCCGAAGCGGGCGGGUACGGCGUGGUCGCGGUAAUCGCAUACAACAUCGAGCAAGUCUACGGAUUCAUCGAAGCCGCCAAAGUCGCGCGAUCUCCUCUCAUCAUCCAAUUCUUCCCAUGGGCUAUUCAGACCUUCGAUGGUAUGCUCGUGCGGGCAGCCGCUGAAGCCGCUAAGAACGCUGGCGUUCCCAUUUCCAUUCAUCUCGACCAUUGCCAGUCGGAAGAACUUCUCCAGAAGGCAGCAGAGCUGCCAUUCGACAGCAUCAUGGUCGACAUGUCACAUUACGAGAAGGAGGAGAAUAUUCGCAAAACAGCCCACUGGGUGCGGCAUUGCAACGAGAGGCAUAUCGCCACGGAAGCUGAGCCGGGCCGCAUCGAAGGUGGAGAGGAUGGAGUCAUGGAUACCGCGGGAUUAAAAGCUUGUAUGACGACGCCAGAGGAGGUCGAUGAGUUUGUUGCGACGGGAGUGGACACUCUAGCUCCCGCGUUUGGCAACGUUCAUGGUGAAUAUGGCCCACAGGGACCUCAGUUGGAUUUUGAAAGACUCGAGAAGAUCCGAUCAUACGCGAACCGCAGAGUGCGUAUCGCGGUACACGGGACGAAUGGGUUUCCGCCUGAGUUGGUAAAACGUUGUAUUGCAGCCGGGGCAAGCAAGGUCAAUGUCAACAGACUGGUGCUUGAUGACUACUACGACCAUCUCUACGCAAGCGCCGGGAAGAUGCCUCAUACAAAGCUGAUUGAGGAGGGGAUAGAAAAGGUCGUUAACUUGACGGUCAAAUGGUUGGAAAUCGUUGGUUCAGCAGGGAAAGCUUGA
Aspergillus calidoustus is the source of this 861-nucleotide messenger RNA. NCBI's taxonomy places the organism in Eukaryota, Fungi, Ascomycota, Eurotiomycetes, Eurotiales, Aspergillaceae. The record is from the annotation of a GenBank genome assembly.